GCCAUGGCAUACGGAUCUUAGCAAUAAAUACUGAAGCCUGUCAACAAAUAUUCAAUAAUGAAGUUAUGCAAAUACAUUUAAUAAAGUUAGGCUUUUUGGUGGACAAAUUGUUGAAUGGUCUCGUAAUAUCAAUUGCUUGAAUGCUCAUGUUGUUGCGACAGAUUUUCAUCUGUCCAAAGAUUUAUUGGUACUCCUACCUCACGAGCGUAUUCGGCAUACACGGACACAGGGUCGGCGAACCCUGCAAUAUCUGGCAUUGUGUCGAAGGUGGAAAAUUCUGAAAAAAAUGCAAUUUAUGACGAAUUCAGGAUUAUAAAUUCAUAUAUCGGCAUCAUCAAUUUUCGUAUUCGACUCAGAGUAUGACUUCGAAACGAGUAGUAACGCCGGCCCUGGUAAUAAUUUGCGUAACGGCUAACGGGUUAACGCGCCACGGGGGGGAAGCGGCUUGUUGACAUAACGCCUGUCGCUAAUCACCUGUGUGCGGUGCGAUGUGCGAUUUGCCAUUAAUGGACUUCAAUUUCAAACUGACAUUUGUGAAAAAUGGAGUCACCAUGGGAAGAAUUUUAUGCGUCUCAUCUACCACCGACUGAUUUCGAAGAUAACAGAUCGUUGCUGAAGGAAUUUUGCGAAAGACACAAUAAACUAAGACAGAAUAUCGUUCUAAUUACCAGCGGUGGUACGACGGUGCCUCUAGAACAUAACACAGUCAGAUUUGUAGAUAAUUUUAGCGCAGGGACCAGAGGCUCAGCCUCAGCAGAAUACUUUUUAGAUCAUAACUAUGCUGUGAUAUUUAUGUAUCGAGUGAAAUCCUUGGAACCAUUUAUUAGACAUUUUACGGGACAAAAGUUUAUGGAUAUGCUUGAUUUACAAGAUAAUGGUGAUAGUACUAAAAUAUCAGUCAAACCCGACAGUGUGGAUGUGCUGGCACCAGUUUUGGCAAGAUAUCGAUUAGCUCAUGAUGCAGGCCGUUUAUUGUAUGUAAGCUUCACCACUGUAUCUGACUAUUUAUGGCUGCUACGAGCUGCUUGUGAAUGUUUAGCCCCUUGUGGUAAUCGAGCUGUUUUGUAUUUAGCAGCAGCAGUGUCUGAUUUUUAUAUACCAUCUGAUAAAAUGCCUACACAUAAAAUACAAUCGGGUGGAGGUGCUCCUACAAUAUCAUUGCAACUAGUGCCUAAGAUGCUGGAGCCACUUGUAUCUUUGUGGGUUCCACAUGCUUUUGUUGUCUCAUUUAAAUUGGAAACUGAUGAGAGUCUAUUGAUAUCCAAGUCAAGAGAGUCACUGAGGAAAUAUAAGCAUAAAUUGGUAAUUGCAAAUAUUUUACAAACAAGGAAACAUCGAGUUGUGUUUGUUACCAAAGACUCUAACUAUGAGGUUUUACUCACUCGAGAACAAAUUUUGUCGGGUUUGGAAAUUGAAAAUGUAAUUGUUGCUGAUGUUGUUCAGCAACACUACAAUUUUAUAUUAUAGAUAAUAGGAACUUUUUAUUGUAUUGAAAUUUUAGAAUAAUUGUAAAAUAUAGAAGAAUAUUUAUACUUACAUAAUGAUCACAGCUGUAUUGUACAGCAAAUAUUUUAUAUAAUUUCAUCAAAA
Molecule: messenger RNA, 1590 nt
Organism: Ctenocephalides felis (cat flea)
Lineage: Eukaryota; Metazoa; Arthropoda; Insecta; Siphonaptera; Pulicidae
Gene: Ppcs
Product: phosphopantothenate--cysteine ligase
Exons: 8
Coding region: 541-1467 (308 amino acids)
Biological process (GO): coenzyme A biosynthetic process
Cellular component (GO): nucleus; cytoplasm
Molecular function (GO): phosphopantothenate--cysteine ligase activity
Source: RefSeq, a predicted model, not a curated record